GUGACCGUCAUCUUCACCGUCGAGCUGGCACUGCGCCUUUGCGUCGCCUCUUCGAUCCUCGGAUUCUUCACCAAUGGCUUUAACCUCGUGGAUGUGGUGGCGGUGCUCCCGGGUUAUUUCGAGUUCUUCUUUGGGGGCGACACCCACACACUUCAUGCUGUGCUCACGCUGCGGGUGCUGCGGAUCAUGUGGUUCAUUCGCAUUCUCAGGCUCCUCAAAGUGGCUCGGCAUUUCCCCUUCCUGUCCUUCUCCAUGUCUGUACUCUACCAAGUGUUGACCUCCUCUGCUCUUCUGAUCAUAGCGGUGGUCGGCUUCCUCAUGGUGGUCUCUGCGAGCCUGCUUUAUCUCGUAGAGUCGGAUCGCUGCGAGGAGCUUGGCUUGCCGUGCAAGGGCUUUGAGUCCAUUCCUGCGUCAUUCUGGUUCGCCAUUUGCACGCUGACGACCGUGGGCUAUGGAGAUGUGAUCCCCUUUACGCGAAUCGGUAGAAUCCUGGCCGCCUUCAUCACGGUCUGUGCGGUGAUCAUCAUGGCGCUCGCAGGGGCUUUGAUCUACUUCAACUUCUACGAGCUGCUUCCACAGCGCACCGCACUGCAUGUGGACGAGAACAAAGAGAACCCUCAGGCAAAGCUCCUUGAG
Messenger RNA from Symbiodinium sp. CCMP2456, 636 nucleotides. Lineage: Eukaryota; Dinophyceae; Suessiales; Symbiodiniaceae. The record is from the annotation of a GenBank genome assembly.